AGCAGCGCCACCGGAAAUUGAUGACCCAGAAGAAUAAUCUUAGAAAAAUAAAAUAAUAGAUCAAUUUAUUUUUUCGCGGCUGUCACUGCAAGAAUAUUUAUAGUCUUGAAAUUAUGCUUAUUGUUUUAAUUUAAACACUAUUCAGAUAAUUGUGACAUGUUUUUUUACAUUUGCCAUAAUUUGAAUCAGUGCGUACGUGGUUACUUCAAAACGUACCGGCACUAUUUCAGAUAUUGAUAAUUAUCGAAAUUCAUUCAAUCAUUGGGUGUAGAUUGCCACUUUUAUACAUUAAUAGUUGCACACUACACAAAGACUGAAUAUUAGAGACAGCUAUGGAAACUGAUGAUAUUAAAACAUUCCAUCAAUGUACUGUAUGUGAUGAAAUUUUUGAAGAGUAUCAUACACUAAGAAAUCACAGACAAACCCAUGUUAAAGUUGAGAAAACUGAUGAUAUUGAAACAGUUAAUAUAGAAGAUACUACAUCAGUUGAAAGCACAAUUUGCGAUAACAAAGAGGUCAACACAGAAAAUUUUAAAUGUGAUGUUUGUGGUAAAUCAUUUAAAAAUAAUAAAAAUUUGAAAGCCCAUAUUACUAUUCACGGCGAUAAACCAUUUAUAUGUGAUGUUUGUGGUAAAUCAUUUAUCAACAAUAGCAACCUAAAAUCACAUAUGACUAUUCAUACAGGUGAAAAGCGUUUUAUAUGUGAUGUUUGCAAUAAAGCUUUCAGCAAACCACAUCACCUAAAGAAACAUGUCCGACUUCACACAGGGGAGAAGCCGUUUAAAUGCAGUGUUUGCGAUCGGUCGUUUGUUGAUAAAAAUGGGAUGAGUAAACACAUGCGAGUCCAUACUGGCGAAAAAGCUUACAGAUGUGAUGUUUGUGGGAAGGCCUACAGUGAAAGCAGUGUUUUGAAAAGACAUGUGAUCGUUCAUUCCGGACAAAAACCCUAUAAAUGCGAUGUUUGCACGAAAUCGUUUUAUGAUAAAAGUCAUUUAAGGAGACAUGUGAAAAGUCAUACGGGGGAGAAACCCUACGAAUGCGGGGUUUGUAAUAAAGCGUUUAUUCAGAGUAGCGAACUUAAGGAACACAUCAGAACCCACACGGGUGAAAAACCCUAUAAAUGUGAUGUUUGUGGUAAAUCGUGUACUACCGGUGGUCACUUAAGGACGCACAUGAGAUCCCAUACGGGAUAUAAACCCUAUACAUGUCCCGUCUGUGGAAAAACGUGCACCCAGAAAGGGAAUUUAACAAAACACAUGAAAAUUCACGCUGAAGGAAAACCCUCUAAAUGUACAGACCUGUCAGCUGAGGAGAGAUCUUGAGGCCAAACUGGCUAGGGAUCACAGUGGGUAAGACGCUGGCUUGCUAGACGGGAGGUCAGGUGUUUGUUCCCUGCAUUGGCCGAGAAAGUUCAUCCAGAUUUUCCGGCGUGGUUCCCCCUUGUUAGCGAUGCAGGAAGGAGGGCCUGACCGGGACAGCUCUCUAGUGGUUCAGAUGGGACGGAAAAUUGAGGUCCCAUGUACACAGUUAGAAUUCGAUAUAAGAGUAGCCGUAGGGUUGCUGUCCCUCAUAGCACACUGUAUGGCAAAUGCCCGUCUUCAUUAGCCCAUUUCGGAACAAAACAGUAGUCCGUUGAACCCCAUUUCAUUUCAUUUCAUUUCAUUUCCAAAUUGGCUAAAAUCAUUUGAUGGAAUCUUUACUUUAUUUAAGUGUUAUUUAUAGAAAAAUAUACUUCAUUUCCAGUUUUUCUGUUUAUGAAAUUGUGCAGUUGCCAUAAAAAGCUCCUGACUACGGCCUACUCUUAUAUCGAAUUCUAACUGUCAAGCGAUCUUUUACGUGCACGCCAAUGUGUACACGGGACCUCGGUUUUUCGUCCCAUCCAAAUGACUAGACAGCUGUCAUUGUCAGGCCCUCCAACCUGCAUCACUGACAAGGGGGAACCACGCUGGAAAAUCUGGAUGAACUUUCUCGGCCAAUGCAGGGUUCGAACACCCGACCUCCAGACUAGCGAGCCAGCGUCUUACCCACUCAUCUACUGUAAUGUUUAAUGUACAUGUAGUUAUAUUGUUAUUAAUUUAAGAAAACAAAGUAAAUAUUGACAAUAUACUAGCUUAAUGAAGAUAAAACACAUUUAUUAAAUAAAAUAUUCAAUAGUUUUUAUAUUAGUUGGCAACAAAAUUAAAGUUUGUUUACAGAAAGAAAA
Messenger RNA from Patella vulgata (common limpet), 2203 nucleotides. RefSeq names its product zinc finger protein 239. The transcript has 2 exons. The record is from RefSeq and is a predicted model, not a curated record. NCBI's taxonomy places the organism in Eukaryota, Metazoa, Mollusca, Gastropoda, Patellidae. Gene Ontology annotation, biological process: regulation of transcription by RNA polymerase II. The coding region runs from base 333 to 1322 and encodes 329 amino acids. Gene Ontology annotation, molecular function: DNA-binding transcription factor activity, RNA polymerase II-specific; RNA polymerase II cis-regulatory region sequence-specific DNA binding.